Messenger RNA from Heterotrigona itama, 4147 nucleotides. The record is from the annotation of a GenBank genome assembly. NCBI's taxonomy places the organism in Eukaryota, Metazoa, Arthropoda, Insecta, Hymenoptera, Apidae.
UAUAAGAUUAUAAAAUGCAUUAAUUAUGUUUCUCCAAAUAAAAUAAUAAAAAAUUUAAAAAAACAAGUGUUUGUAAAAGUUAUUUUUGUUUAAUAUCAUUAUAAUGUUCAAUAUAAUAUUAAUAAAAUUAUUUUGUAUAUUAAUAAAAUAAAAUUAUAAUAUAAUAUCAAUAAAGUUAUUUUGUUUAAUAUCAUUCAAUCUUUCAGUGGCCACCCUGUACAAUUAUACUCUCUUCACGCAGAAUCAUAUUUUCCUGAAAGAAAAGCAUCAUUUAUUAUCAACGAAGGAAGCAAAGUUUAAACUCGAACGAAAAACCCAACCGAAAAGCGUGAAGACGAUAGCACCGAAGCGGAAUCAGUCUCGCGGCGUUGAAUCGUCCAACGAGGAAGAUCGAUCGUUUGUCGUUGUCAACGAAAUAAAUAACACCUGCGUCGUCCAGGCGAUGUCGCAACGAUAUCGAUGCGAGUCCUGUGAUGAACAAUUCGACACGGAGCCUGCUCUGUUGGUUCACAGGACCGAGCGGUCGAUCCUUCGAACUCGCGAGGCACUGAGAAACACGGGGAGAAAGUACAGGUGCGACGAGUGUUGCGAGAGUUUCACGAAGAAAGUACAGCUGUACAAACAUCGACGAGGCCGGUGCAAAGGAUCAUCGGCCACGACUGACAAUAAACAGCGGAGACCAAAGGAUAAUAAAGCGAUAGAAACGAAACGGGAGGACCAGCAGGCUGCUGUUUCUGGCGGCCCGAUAGAAUGUAACGUGUGCCACAAGGUUUUCAAGAAGAAGAAAUAUCUGAAUGUUCACAAAACGUUGCACGGGGCACCACACGUUUGUCACGUGUGUGGCGCCAAACUGACCUCCGAAUAUUACCUGAAGAUUCACAUUAGAAGGCACAACAAGGAGUUCACUGAAUUCUGCCAGGUAUGUAACAAAGGAUUUUACUUGAAGGCGACUCUGAAAACGCACAUGAGCGUGCACAGCGACGAUAAACCGUGCACCUGCGACAUUUGUCAUAAAUCGUUCGGCAACAGAGUCUAUCUGAGAAGUCACAUGAAGAUUCACAGUGAGCCGGAGAGCAGGAGAAAGUACAGAUGCGAGAUCUGCGGGUUCGAGACUUUCUACAGUUACUGUUACAAGGAACACUUGUGGACGCACACGGGAGAAAGCCAGGUGGCCUGCGAGGUCUGCGGCAAAUUAAUUAGGAGACAAUACAUGAAGAUCCACAUUAGGAUACAUACUGGCGAGAAGCCGGAGAUCUGCGAAUUUUGCGGCAAGGCAUUCAGCUCAAGAAAGUACCUGAUCAAGCAUCGAAGAACUCACACAGGGGAAAAGCUUUAUAAAUGUAAAAUCUGCGAGAAGCGUUUCACCCAACGUGGCACCCUCAGCGCCCAUUUGCGUCGGCACGAGGCUGGAAUGGAUCGUUGCGAGGAAUGUGACAGAAGUUUCGCGGACGAGGAGAAACUGAGGAAGCACGUGAUCAAGGUGCAUCAGAAGGAGAAACCUUUCCAGUGCGUCCUCUGCAACAAGUGCUUCAAAACGGAGGAGUUCUUGAAGACGCAUCUGAAACAGCACAACAAACGUUUCACGUGCGAUAUCUGCGGGAUCUCGAAGGUGUCCGGCUACGAUCUUCGUUUGCAUAAAAAGAAACACAACGAGGAGUACGUGACGCAUUGUGAGAUCUGCGGCAAAGGCUUCUACACGAACCAAACACUGGAGAGACACUUGCUCACUCAUACUGGCGAGAAGCCAUUCGUUUGCAAGGUGUGCAACACGCCUUACGCGAGCGCCGCUUAUCUGAACACGCACAUGAAGUCUCACGGCGAACGAGAGAAACACAAAUGCAAUAUCUGCAAUUUCGAGAGCUACUGGAAAGCGGCUCUGAAGGUACACCUUAAAAUCCACACGGGCGAGAAUCUGAUUACCUGCGAGAUCUGCGGGAAAUUAGUGUCGAGUAAGGCUUACCUGCAGAUCCAUAUGCGUAUACACUCUGGCGAGAAACCGCAUGUCUGUGAAGUGUGUGGCAAGGCCUUCAGCGUUCGAAAGUAUCUGAUUGUGCACUUGAGAACGCAUACUGGCGAACGACCGUACGAGUGUAAGGUAUGCCAAAAAAGGUUUACGCAGCAGGAGAGCGAGGAGAAGCAUCCUGAUUUCUUGGCGCAGACGUUCUAUCAGUGUGAAAUGUGUAGAAAGCUUUUCAGGACGAAGAAUUUGUACGAAGACCACCGAGUGUCUCACAGCGACGCUCGACCCUAUCAGUGCGACAUCUGUGAGAAAUCCUUCAAGAGGACGAAUACGCUGGCCGUCCACAAAAGGAUCCACACUCGGGAGAGGAACUUUGUGUGCGACGUGUGCGGAUACGCGUUCGUCCAAGCUUUCCAGCUGACCACCCAUCAGAGACGCCACUUCGACAAGUACACGAGAUACUGCGAGGUCUGCAAGAAGGGAUUCUUCACGAACGCGGAGCUACACGGUCACAUGAACGUGAAGCACGGCGCGAAGGAGCACGUUUGCCACUCGUGCAACAAAUCCUUCCCAAACAAUCGCACUCUGGUGAAGCAUCUGAAGAUGCACGACCCGAACUUCAACCCUGUAAAGCACCAGUGUGAAUUCUGCGGCAAGACGUUCGUCUACAAGAACUCGUUGGUGUUCCACGUGAAGUCCCACAUGGGCGAGAACAAGUACGAUUGCCACCUUUGUGGUAAAUCUGUGUCUUCCAAAGGAUCCCUUCAGGAUCAUCUUCGUCUACACAGCGGGGAGAAGCUGUUGAUCUGCGACGUGUGCGGCAAAGCUUUCCGCAAGAGGAGCACCCUAGUCGUUCACAAGAGAACCCACACCGGCGAGAAACCGUACACUUGCGACGUGUGUGGCAAAUCGUUCACGCAACACUCGACGUUGGUUAUUCACAAACGUUAUCACACGGGGCAGAGGCCGUACCAGUGCGAGGUCUGCAGCAAAUCGUUCGUUUCCCGGUCGUCGUUGAACGCGCACAACAAAGUGCACGCGGCGAACGUCCCGGACGAGGAAGAGGAUCUACCGUUGGCUUACCACUGUAAACUGUGCGGUGUGUUUUUCGCUUCGCAGGCACUGCUGGACAAUCACGAGAUCGAGCACAAGGGUAAACGUAAGAACACUUGCACCCAGUGCGGCCGGGUGUUCAGAACAUACGUGAAUCUGCGAAAGCACAUGAAGAAGAAGCACCCGGGUCGCAAGGGAGGGCGUAAAGCAGGCGGUGCGCCGACGAUGGCGAGCAGUCGUUCCAGUAGUACUCUGAAGGUAAAGAAAGAGAAGCCGGAGCUGGAGUUCCUCUGUAAAACGUGCAACAAGGUGUUCCGGCACAAGAGCAACUACCAGAAACAUCUGAUGCGGCACACUGUCGGCGACUUGACGUGCAAACACUGCCCGAAGAAGUUCCGCCUGUUCCGCGAUCUCACCAGGCACGAGAAGACUCACUUCUAUCCCAGUUACAUGUGCAAAGAGUGCGACUACGAGACUACCGUGUUGGCCGCGCUCAGCAUUCACAUGCUGCGACACACGGACAAGGCGGAUCUCCCGUUCAAGUGCAACGACUGCGACAAGCGUUUCCGCAAGGCGAUCGACCUGCAGGAGCACUACAACAUACACUCCGGGGACAAGCCUUUCGUUUGCCAGUUAUGCGGCAGUGCUUUCUACCUGAGGCGGCAACUCUCCGCUCACUGCAGACGCAUGCAUCCUGAAAUGAAGGCCAACAAAGUGACAAGCACGGCCUGCGACAUUUGUGGCCGGGUGUUGGCUACGAAGAGGUCCCUGUUCCGCCACAAGGAGAGCCACAAUCCUACGAAGCUCUAUCUGUGCGAUUACUGCGGCAAGAGUCUCAGCAGCGCGGAACACUUGAAGAAACACAGACGGAUCCAUACCGGCGAGAAACCGUACGUCUGCGACAUCUGUGGCAAGGGUUUCACCGACUCUGAGAAUCUGAGGAUGCACAGGAGAGUGCACACCGGUGAGAAACCGUACAAGUGCGACCAAUGUCCGAAAGCAUUCUCGCAGAGGUCCACGCUGACUAUACACAGGCGAGGUCACACGGGAGAACGUCCGUACAUCUGCCAGAUCUGCAACCGUGGCUUCUCGUGCCAGGGCAAUCUAACAUCUCACCAGAAGUCGACCUGCGUU